Messenger RNA from Chlamydomonas reinhardtii, 8291 nucleotides. RefSeq lists its product as uncharacterized. The record is from RefSeq and is a predicted model, not a curated record. Gene Ontology annotation, biological process: signal transduction; protein phosphorylation. Gene Ontology annotation, molecular function: protein kinase activity; ATP binding. NCBI's taxonomy places the organism in Eukaryota, Viridiplantae, Chlorophyta, Chlorophyceae, Chlamydomonadales, Chlamydomonadaceae. The transcript is spliced from 11 exons. Bases 456 to 6455 code for a protein of 1999 amino acids. Gene Ontology annotation, cellular component: cytoplasm.
UGCACCUCAUUGUGCUUGGUGCACUGGGAUAAGAACGGCAGGUGAAUGCGCGGGGUUGACGCAGAAGAUCCUGCGCGGUUUUGGACCCUUUGCUAAUGAGAGUCAUUACCCAACUGCACUGUUUCCUCAGCAUGCUCUUUCACUGUAGUUUGUUUCAUCAUAUGUAAGCGUGUUUCUGGCGAACGGGUUAGUCGAUUAUCAUACGUUGCGUAAAAGCCUUGGCGCACGCGCUUCAUCAAACUGGAGACGUUUCAACGUUAAGUCGCUUCUUAAUAGUAGUACUACCAAAUUGCUGCAGUUGGACUGGCAGCGUGGGCGCUGGGCCCAGAGGGAGCGCCGCGACUUUGCGGUGACAGCGGGCAGCUGCGAGCCUGCCAAAAUGUGGCUCUUCGGUUGCUGCUAACCCGGGCAUAUAAGCCCUCAACAUCGGGUCGGUGCACUUUGAGAGGCGACGCAUGGCCUUGCGCAGAGCUUGGCCUUGUCAAGCCCCGGGCGCGCGGCUUCUGCUCGGUUGCGUUGCGCUGCUGUGCCUCGCAGUCGCAGUGCCGGCCGUCGAUGAACUGCAGUCCGGCAUAAUUGUCAAUCAGAACUGCAGCACCGUUGAUAGCGCGGUAACAGCCGCGCUGCAGGGCCUAACAGAUGAGGCCUCGGUCUGGCACCUCGGCUCGGGCUGCAGCCGACUGGAGGAAAACUUCGUUUGCAGCCCAAUCAAUCGCUCCAUUGCCAUUGAAGGCGCGCCGGACGGAUGCUCGGUCUGGGACACCGAGUUUGACCUGUACCAGUUCUCAGCCGAACCAGGUGUGACGGUGACCAUCCGCAACCUAACGCUGGCGCGCGCGCUGGUGUUCACGGUGGGCUAUGGCAACAUGCAGCCCAGCCUGCUGCACAUGCGGCCGGGCAGCCGGCUGGUGCUUCAGAACGUGGUGGUGCGGACGCUGUGCUCCACAGUGCGCUUCUACUACGCGGCGCUGGACGAGAGCGUGCGGGAGGCGCUGGAGCCGCUGGCGAACAGCAGCACCCCGCAGCCGCAGCCGCAGGCGUUCGUGGUGCCCUCGUUGGCGGUGGGCGGGCUGGUGAUGGAGAACGUGACCUUCACCUGCGACGCCGGCACCAGCCUGCCCACCAACAGUGACCUGGUGGUGCACGGCGCGGCCAUGCUCAGCUCCUUUGUGGCCGCCACCUCCAGCCUCACGCUGCCCGCAACCAUCCACCUGGCGGAAAACAUCACGCUGCCCGGCAUUGCCGCGCCCUACAACCCUGACGCACCCGACGCGCGCGUGGGCGUGAUCACCGCGGACACCACCAUUGAGUCAAUGGACGACGCCACCGGCGGCGCGCCCAGCUCGGAGCUGUUGUUCAUUGACGCCAACCACACGGCGGCAUGGAUGUUUGUGCAGCCGCCGGCACGGCUGACGCUGCGGCGGCUGGUGCCGACGCGGCUGCGCACCAACAUCUGGUCGCCGGGCGUCAUGGACGGCGUGCUGGCGGGCGCCACGCCCUUGUUCAUGGUGCAGGCGCCGGGCGCGGGCGCGGGCGCGACGCCGCAGCAGGCGCCGGGGCGGCUGUUCGUGGACGUGGUGCUGGUGGUGCCGGCGUACGAGGUGGCACAGGUGUCCUACUGGUGCGUCAUGGUAGGCAUCAUGGUGCCUGAGCUCACCUGGGCCGCCGACUUCUUGCGCAGCCUGGUGUGGCAGAGCGACUGCGACGUGCUUGGGCGCGACGCCGUGUUCUUCCGCCGCGUGCGCACCACCGCCACCAGCUACACGCGCGUGCGGCUGACCAGCGUGGCGCCGCCGGGCGUGCCGUCCGAUCCCGCGGACGCGCCGCCGCCUCCGGGCGCGUCCGCCUACCCGCACGUCACGCCGCCGCUGCACUUCGCGUCGACCGUGGCGGAGCUGGCGGAGGCGAUGGCGCCGCUGCAGCCGCAGGACUACCUGGCCAGUCCGCCGCCCGGUCGCAGUAGCGGCCGCAGUAGCAGCGGCAGCAGCAACGCUAGCAGCAUCACCACCACGGGCCACGCCGCGCAGCUGCCGGUGGUGGUGCUGGUGAACGGCAGCCUGUCACUCACGGCGGCGGCGCUGCGCGCGCCCGGCGGCGGGCCGCGCGUGAUUCGGCGCAGUGUGCUCAUCACGCCCAUGCGCCGCGGCUGCAGCGGCAGCGCCGCCACGCCCACUCCCACCGGCGACCCGCCGCCGUGCACCCCGGCCAUCAUUGACCUGGGCAACGUGAUGGACGGGCUCACCGGGUUGGAGCGAAGUGGGGAAGACACCUCCACGCGUCCGCCCAGCUCCAUUCCGGAGGUGGGCGAGGGCGGCGAGCUCGAAGGCGACGACGACGACGCCGCACGGGCGGCGGCGGCGGAGGUGCGGCGCAGCAGCGGUGCGGCGGCUGGGCCGAGGACGUCUUCGCGAGCCAGCUCCGUCCCUAGCGGCAGCACCCCGGGCAUGCUUCGCAGCAUGAGCGCCGCGCGUGGGCGCUUCGCGGCCCGCUCCACCACGGCCGCGGCCGCAGCCAGCGCCGGCGGCCGCACCAGCAAUGCCUGCGACGAGGGCUUGUCGGAGUUGCCCACCACAACCCGCUCCUUGGCGAGCGACCACAGCAGCGGCUUUGUGUCGCUGGAGGCGGGGAGCAGCGUCAUGACGGACACGCUGCAGUCGGGCGUGGGCGGCGUGGUGCCGGGUCUGCUGGACCCGCCGACGCAAGAGGGGCCGGCCACGACCGGUAGCAUCGGCGGCGGCGGCCGGGCGGGCAUGGCGCCGCUGCGCACGCGCCGGAGAGGCGGCGGCGGUGGCGGCAGCGGUGGCAUCGGCGUUCCGUCGACGCCAGGCAGCGGCGGCGUGCGCGUCGGCAGCCGACAGUUGGUCGCCGGCCUGGGCGGGUCAAGUGCCGGCGGCAGCGGCGAUGCUUCUGUUGGCGUCAUGGUCGGCGGUGCAACACCGCGCUCUAGUAGCAGCGGCCUUGGCAGCGGCAGCCGGCCGUCAGCCGCAGAGCAGCUGCCGGCAGCGCCCAAGUCGACUGGAGCGAUCUGCAGCCCAGGCAUGGCCGUCAAAACCGGAAAGCGCGCGUCGGACACCAGUGGCGGCGGCGGCAGUGCGACCGGGCUGCUGCCGGUGCCGCAGCCCGCGCUGCUCAUGUCGCCGGCCGACAGUGGGAUGCUGGGGCCAGGCAGCAGCGGCGGCAGCGGCCGCCACCACGCCGGCGGCGCCGCAUCAGCCGGCGCCGGGCGCGUGGCGCGGUCCGCUUAUCGUGUACAAAACACGCAAACCCGACACACGCACCAACCCUUGGGCGGGAACAACCGCCGCGAAUCUUCGCACCCGGCACUUCUCAUGGGCGGUGCCGCCACCGUCACCGCCCCGGGUGCCGGCGCGCGCGCGGCCUCCGGCGGCGCCUGCGGCGGCGGCAACGGCGAGCUGUGCGACCCGAUGAUGAGCAGCACGCAGCUGACGACGCAGACGUUUGGCGGCGGCGGUGGCGGCGGCGGCGGGCUGCACUCCAGCAGCCCCUUCAUAGACGUCGACGGCAGCUCGCCGGGCUACUCUGCGCCCAUGGGUAAUGUCGGGCCGAUGUCCGCCGCCACCGCGGCCGCCAUGGCGCUGUCGGCGGGUGGCACCGGAGCGGGCAUGGGCAUGAGCUCGGCGGAGCCGGCCAGCGAGGUGGCUAGGCUGAUCAGCGAGCUGGCGGGCCACACGGCGGAGCAGCUGGUGAUUCUGGAGCCCAUCGGCCAAGGCGGGUACGGCACCGUGUACAAGGGCCUGUGGCGCAACCUGGACGUGGCUGUGAAGACGGUGCUGUUCCAGGACCGUCAGGCCAACGUGACCACGCCCGCCGGCACCCCGGGGCUGGGCAGCCAGUCGACGUUGCUGUGCAGCCACACGCAGCCGCACGUGGUCACCACCGGCACCGCGCCCACCACCGUCAUCGAGGAGGAGGACCUGGAGGACGCCGAGCUGGGGCCGGAGGACCACGAACACCACCACCGCGAACACCACCACGAACACCACCAGCAGGGGCACGAACACGGCUACGGGGCAGGCGGCAGCCGCCGCGCCAGCGCGGAGCUGCAGCGGCCGCCCUCGCGCGCGGCCAGCACCGGCACGCCCACACACGCCUCGCUGGCGCACUUCGCGGCGGGCGGGCACUGCGACCGCAACAGCGCCAGCGUGCCACUGCACCGCGUGACUGGAGCCGGCGCGCCGCCCAGCUCGCGCGCGGCCUCGUCCCAGUCGGUGCAUUGCGGCUUCCUGAGCCCGAGCACCGGCGGCACGGCGUUUGGUGGCAUCGGCGGCGGCAGCGCGCACGGCGGCAGCGCGCACGGUGGCAGCGCGCACGGCGGCAGCGGCACCCUGCCCGUCAUCAAUGUUUCGAUCUCGCACAUGCACCACCCGGGCACGCAGCACCGCGGCGCGCCGCACAACACGCCAGUGGCGGGCGCCGCCGCCGCGCCGCCGCCGCUGGGCGCGGGCGUGGCGAGCCAGCAGCGCGCCGUGCUGGAGGCGGCCGUGAGUUGCAGCGUCACGCACCCCAACGUCGUGGCCACCUACCACUACGACAUCACGCCCAUCCGGUCCGCCGCGGUGGUGUGCAGCGGCGGGCUGCAGGUGGCGGACGCGCAGGCCGCCAGCCGCGCCGCCAUGGCGGCGGGCGGCGGCGUCACGGACUGGAAGCUGUAUCUGGUGCAGGAGUUUUGCGAUGCCGGCUCGUUGGCCAGCGCGCUGGACCGGCGGCUGUUCCACGACGCCACCACCAUGCCCAACCUGGCGCUCACGCUGUGCGUGCUGGCCGACAUUGCGCGCGGCAUGGCGCACAUUCACACACGCUCCAUCGUGCACGGCGACCUCAACCCCACCAACAUCCUGCUGCGCUCCAUGGGAGCCGCAGCCGGAGGCGCCGGCGGCGGGGCUGCCGGCGGCGCCGGGGGCGGCAGCGGCGCGGGGCAGCUGCCGCGCGCGCCCACCAGCGGCUCGGCACUGGGCAACGGCCCGGGCGGCUGCAACAGCGGCUGCGCGACGCCGGGCGGCAGCAACGCCGGCGCGGCGGGCGGCGGUCCGCCCGGGGCUAACCAGCUGCGGGCAGACCUGGGCGUGGGGCUGGUGGCCAAGGUGGCCGACUUCGGGCUGUGCGGCAUGCUGGCUCCCGGCAAGCGCCACAUCAGCAACGCGCUACGCGGCACGCCCUUCUACACCUCGCCCGAGACCGUGGCCACGGGCACGCUGACCAAGGCCUCAGACGUGUAUUCGUUCGGCGUGAUCGCGUGGGAGGUGUACACCGGCCGCCCGCCCUUCACACACAGCCCGGAGCGGGGCUUCGUGCGCGACGACGUCUUCCCGCGCCUUCCGCCACACGUGCCGCCAACCUUUGCCAACCUCACGCUCGCCUGCCUCAGCGCCGACCCCGACCAGCGCCCCACGUUCGACCAGAUCCUGGACCGCAUCGUGCAGCUGCAGUCCAAGCUGGCUCAGAGCCUGCAGCAGCGCCUGUCGCGCCUGGUCGCCAGCCACGGCGCACAGCCCGGCCUCGGACCUAGUGCGCUCGUAGCCGCGGCGAGCGCCAGCGGCGGCCCCGGCAGCUUCGGCGCCAGCGGGGCCGGAGGCAGUGGGCUCAUGGCGCCUGCGGGCGCCAUGUCUCCUGGAGGCGGCAGUGCAAUUACGCCCGGCAGCGCUGCAGGCCUGCUUGCCGGGGGCGGCCCGGUCGGCAUGGGGGGCUCGGGCCAGUACACGCCGCUGUUCGGCCCCAGCAUCUACACCGGUGCCAACGGCGGCGUCGUGGGCGGCGGCGCCUGGAUGACCACCACCAGCGGCUUUGGUGGAGGCGGAGGCGGAGGCCUUAUGGGCGGCACAGGUGGGGCCGGCGGCGCGGGCGCGAUGUUCUCCACGAACAGCUACGGCUACGCGCAGGCCGGCGGCGCCUACGGCGGGAACGACGGCGGCAGAAAUGGCGGCAGCAACAACUCGAUCGGCACAAUUGGCGCCGGCGGUUUUGUUGGCGCCGGCGGCGGCUUUGGCCUGCCGCUGAACGCCGCGACGGCCCUGCCCUUGCAUGUCUCGCCGCCAAUGCCUGGCAGCCACGUCGCGGGUGCGAGCAUGGGUGCCGGAGGCACGGGCACUAGCGGCCUUGGUGGUGGCAGCGGCGGCGGCAACCUUGGCAUGGGCCUGGCAGGCUUCCCGACGUACUCGGCCAACGCAGGAAUGCUGGGAGUGCCCACGGUCUUUCCGCACGUGCACCAGCACCAGCAGCAAUACCAGAAGCACCCGCACCAGCAGGCCGCGUCUGCAGGCAACGCGAUGUUCGGAGCUGCGGGUGGGAGCGGCGUCCUGGGCGGCAUGAGCGCGGUGCAGGCGGCGCCGCUGAGUGGCUCCGCCGCAGCAUCGCCCGCGCUUGCCGCCACGGGAGGCGCAGGCGUAAAGGGCCACAAUGGGGGGCCGCAGGCUGGCACGGCUGCUGGCAGGCCCUAAUUGGUCACGUUUUUGGUGUGCGGACAUGGCAUGACGCGCGUCCGGCUGUUUGCCAGUCGUGUUGUGAGAGGGUACGCCUGCUAGGUGGGGCUCACACACACACACCUCUGGCGUGUCACGCUGGCGUGCCGACCCACACAUCCGCGCGUGCCUUGCUAGGCCAGUCCUGCAGCCUGCCUCGGGAACUAUGGGGACAAGGGAGUUAUGCUGUUAUUACGUAGGACCGUUGGCGCGCGACCUAUCGUCGUCGUGCCUUUGCAUGCAUGGUAUGGCAGGAGGAAGUUGCUUCAGCGCAAUGCGAGCAUUGCAAAGAGUUGUGCGGUGUCUCAGGGCCCGUUAGUAUCAUACGGAGGCCCGCUUACUUGCACAGCGUGUGCCGGUAUCUGGGAAUGCAUGCGUUUGGGUGCAUGUGCAGGUCUGUUUGGUGUUGUUCUUUGUGACGCGUCGUGUCGUUGGCGGGCCGGCGUGAACUUAGGUGCGCCAUAACUAGAGAGACCCGUAGCUGGCUACCGCGGACACGGUCAAGGAGGAGGCCAUUGUGGCAGCAUUAGGCCGCCCGUUCGAGCUGGACUAGACUGCGCAAUCUGCAUCUCUAAGAAGCGUACUCAAUGCAUCACACCGCCUGUAUGGAUCGCGGCGCAUCAGUGCGCCUCAUACUCGAGAACACCGCUGCACCCCCACAUGCUCCAUGAGCACCGACGCUGCCGGAGGAGAGGCUGGUGGUUUCUCCAUUCCGUCAUGCAGCGCGGCGGUAGGUAGGCCCGCUGAUGAGUCACAAGUUGAGAAUAAUAAGUGGCUGUGUUUGCGGUCCACGUUGGCGCGCAGCUUUCCACAGCCUCUGCGAGUACGCGAGGAGAAUGGCACGCUGUGUGCAUGAUGGUGGUCCUUGGUUCUUUCCUGCCAGCUCUUGGAAGGGGAUACCGCCUACCUUAUUACGCCAGUGUGCUUUGCGCUGGUGGGGUGUUGCAGUGCCCGAGAGUUGUUUCUUUUAUACGAUUGUGUCUGCUCUGCACUUGCCUUUGCGCCUGCCGACGUUGAGAAAGCUUAAAACGGAAGCGGGAGAUGAACGAACGAUACUAUUACGGCAACUGCGCAGAUGUAUGCUGCAGCAGACGACAUAAGGGAGACCUACCACACCUGGUAGCUGCGACUGCAAGCAUGCAAGGGACCCAGGUUGCACCGCCGACAUAUCCGGCUCUCCAUGGCCUCUUGAAGUUGGAUCGGGACGAAGACACGAAGAGCCCAUGCUUCCUGGUGUGUUGUGAGUGAGGACUGGUUUUCUUGUCAGGGUGGCGUCUGCCUGCAAGCACUGCACGUGCGAGAAGGGGGCCGGAACGUACAUUCUUUUGGUGAUGGGGCAGUGCCUAAAGAAAGGCGCCCCCAGCCUGUGCAGAAGAAAGCGCGAUGAGUGCAUCGCAACCGUGCAAGGGAGUGAGGACGUCAUGUAGAUUUGGAGGUCGCCUUAACGCCAGCUCAGCGCGGGCAGGCGGACGAAGCAGCCGUUGCAAGUAGUGUGUGGGCUGAAAGAAUGCAAAGCCGAGGUCCUGGUUGAGUGGUGGUGGUACAGGUGUUCAAGUGUAGGAGCGUGUGCUUGCUUUUCCCAGAUAUGUUUGUUACCUGGUGUUUCAAGAAGGUUAACUCGCGCCAAGCCGCACCUGGAGGUUGUUUACUACUGAGUGUGCAUGCUUUUGGGGUGUUAGGCGAACACGUUGACGGCCAGGGGAGCCCUGUUGACGGCGUUGGCGACAGACACGUAUUGGACCGCCGUGGACAGGCCUUGUGGGUCUUGGGGUCCUGACGGAUCCAAGGCUUGCUUGUGUGUAAGGCACACACGUG